This is a messenger RNA of Eruca vesicaria subsp. sativa (arugula), 255 nucleotides long. NCBI's taxonomy places the organism in Eukaryota, Viridiplantae, Streptophyta, Magnoliopsida, Brassicales, Brassicaceae. The record is from the annotation of a GenBank genome assembly.
AUGAAAUUUUGUGAUUUUGGUUUAAAGAUAGUGGGUACAACUGCUAAGGAGGUUUACUUUGAUCAAAGCUGCACUUAUAGUGUUAUCAUACUUGUCUCUGCCUUACUCUGCAUUGAACGCAUUCUCCAUUGUUCCAACUCCUCUGAGAGACUACACGUGGUGUAUUACUACGUGGCUAACCAUCAUUAUAAUGGUUUGGAAAAUCUAAGGAUUGCUUGGUUCAGAAAGACCAAGAGCUGCUUGAGCGGUUUAUAG